This is a messenger RNA of Nezara viridula (southern green stink bug), 1769 nucleotides long. Lineage: Eukaryota; Metazoa; Arthropoda; Insecta; Hemiptera; Pentatomidae. The record is from the annotation of a GenBank genome assembly.
AUGGUGCACAUAAAUCUUAUUCCCCGGCAUUUACGCAUAAAAGUGAUCAUCUUUUCUUUUGGAUGCCACCUGAGCAUGAUGAUUGCGGGCAUUGCGAUGAAUUGGCCAUCCCCUUUGACCGCCUGGUACUCCUCCAAGGACAGCGAGGUACCAAUGACAGAACACGAGGUAUCCUGGAUGGUGGCGAUCCCUGCCAUCGGCGCUGGAGUAGUGGCUAUUCCAAGCGGAAUGCUAGCCGACAUGUUUGGUCGGAAAACCGUUCUCCUUGGUCUGGGAAUCUCUUCAGCACUGAGCUCGGUCUUGAUCAUGAUGACCAGGUCCAAAUGGGCGCUAUAUGUCGCUCAGGUUCUCGGCGGCAUUGUCUUGGGUGGAGUACCCUGUGUUGCUCCCAUCUACACCGCUGAAAUCUCACCGCCAAACAUCAGAGGAGCCAUUGUCGGCCAGCUUAAUACGAUGUUCUUCGUCGGUCAACUGCUGGUUUAUCUCAUCGGUCCUCAACUUUCCUACACUAACUACACAAGGUUUUGCUGCUCCAUACCAAUAUUAUUCUUCGUCUUCUUUGGAUUCGCCCCUGAAUCCCCCUACUACCUGAUGAGCAAGGGAAGGGACGAGGAAGCCAAGGACUGCAUGACCAAGUUGCGUGGUAAGGAUUCUAUAGCAGAACUGGAAGAAUCCAUGAAAGAAUCUCAGGAGAAAGAAUCGAAGGAUAAACCCUCGAUAUGGGCAGUACUGAAGACAAAUAAUUAUUUGAAGUACAUGAUAUGCCUUCAGAUGCUUAGCUGUGCCAGCACAUUGAACGGAGCAUCAUCUAUGUCAGUGUACGCAGUUGAGUUCCUGGGUGGUCAGUGGGUGGCCGUACAGAUGGGCUUGAUAUUCACCGUUACUUCCUUCUUUGCUGCGUUUGUGGCGGAUCCUGUAGGACGGCGGCCUCUGCUGAUGGGCUCGUUGAUUGGCGCAGCUGUCUUCACCUCAAUCCUCGCUGCCUACUUUAUAUGUCAUGAAAAGAUCCUCCUCUACGUCGGAUUGUUCGGCUUCUGCACUGUCUGCUCACUCGGUAUCAACCCCUGCAUGAUGACUCUCCCUUCGGAGUUGUUCCCAACCAGCCUGCGAGCUUUCGCCAAUGGACUCUCCCAGCUCUCGACAAACUUUUUUGGAUUUAUCUGUAUAAAAAUUUUCGUCAACAUCAACGAGACUCUUGGUAUACGGUACAACUUCUUUCUCUACACUAUUAUCUCCCUCUUGGGCGCUGUGGCGGGUUAUUUUCUCCCAGAGACGGCCAAAUCAGUAAUCAGUGCGUCUUAAAUGCAAACCCAAAAGAUUUCGUCAGGUCAAAAGUUGAUGAAAAAUAUAAGUAGCAGAGCUAUUCAGUGGCUGUGUUCAAAAUAGUUUAAAUAAUUGAAUUUCAACAAAAUUUAGUAAACGAUUCUAAAAUUAAUGGACACUACCAUACUCAGGGAACCCCAGGAACACAAAAUAAAUAGUAAAUGACAAAUUAAUAAUCAAUCUUCUACUAUCUAAGCAUUUUGAUGCCCUGAAGUGACUUUUACCAGAGGCAAACUGCUUCGAUUCUAUUCCUUGUUCCCGAGAUUUCCAUUGAGCUUCACUGUUCUCUGAGAGGAUUGCCCUGCAGCAGUCAAUCCAUGGCAAAUAUAUGAGAAAAUCAAUACUUGAUUAAAGCUGGGCUUAAUCUGAUGUUCCCAAAUUCCAGUGUGUUGCUGAAUUUGAUCCUGCUCCAGUCUGUAAUAAAUAAAAGUGUUUUAUUUUUUAAA